AUGAAUAUAGACGACAACGCGAGGUGGUUGGAGACACGGCGUCCUACGGUCAUCACCAAACAAGGCGCAGUUGACGUCUCGAGAUGUGCAGGUCGGGCUUUACAGCGUCAGAUCCGAAGUCGGUCACACGGGGUAUGUCGACGACCGCGGCGACGGCGCGUCCUCGGAGCUCGAAAUGAUGGCAUGCUCGGUUUCUUGUUGAUGUUGUUGUUGUUGGUCUUGGUAUCGCCGGUCCACUCGGCUCUACUGAAUUUUGAAAACUGUCUGGAUGCGUCCGUUAUCGAAUCAAGCCCAGCGCAACUACAGUUUGUCCCGUUGAAUGUGUCGGUGACAUUCGAUCUGGAUGAUCCCCUCAAUCCUCUCAAUGUCACCGUCUAUGGCAAUGUUUCUGGGACGGCCGAUCGGUCGUCGUCCUAUCCGUCCCCCAGUGACCCGCAAUGGUCGAAUCCGAACGAGACCGUGGGGAAGAUCGUUGACCUAAAUGCUGCGAACAACAAAUGGACCACUCUUCUCACCAAUGUGGAUGUUGUCAGCUUCUCCCCAUACAGCGAUGCGUCCCGGUUUUGCGACUCCGUUCCCCAUAAAUGCCCGUUGACGCCAGUCUUUUUCGGAAACGCGUCCGACCUGUCCACUCUGCGCGCCUUCACUAUUCAGCAUGACAUGCAAUCAACGUAUCGUUUCUCGACCCUGUCCUCUAGAUUCCGAAUCAGAUCGGGCAACUUCGCGGCUACAGAGCUUGGGUGUAUAAGCGUGGACAUCACGCCGGACCUUGGAACUUCCUUGAAGAAUGCGCUGGCAUACAUCCCUCUCGUGAUCCUCUUAUUGGUCGGUCUCGGUACAAUCUCUGCCGCAAUAUAUAGUCCAUGGGGCAGUACGAACCUCUUUCACUGGACAAGCAAUUAUGGUCGUGAUGAAGACGUUCUGCGGCUUGUAACCCCGGGCUUUGGAGACUGCCUGCAGUAUAUUCAGUUCGCCGUCCUGACCGGCGCUCUCUCAUUGAACUACCCUGGAUAUUACCAGCCAGUGGUCAGCCAAGUUUCCUGGUCCGUCCUCAUGUUCAACCAGAGUUUUGUUCAUCCGGAUCAAGGGCGAAACCCUGUAGCCGAUGGGGUUUACACUGUCAACGGGACCUACGGGCUUGAUGUCUUGGACCAGCUCGUGGGAAUGUCCUCCCCUAGCGACAUCUGGCCGGGGAUGAUGGUCUGGCUGCUUGUGAUCCUGGGGGUAGUCACGCUUUUGAUCCAACUGGCAUUUGCUUUGCGUUGGCUCCACCGCGCGCUGGCAAACAUCCCCGAAGAGGAUCUCCGUUCGAGAAACUUGCCCUUCACAGUGGGCAACGUGAUUCGGAUAGUGUUCAACUUUUUAUUUCUCCCCUUGGUGUCCUUCUCCUUCUUCCAGCUGGUCAUUGCUGGCAAGUCUCCGGCCUAUUCCGUGGCCUUGGCCGUGGUGGUGAUCAUCGCUCUGUUGGCGUUCUCCAUCUGGACGGUCCGGUUUAUCGGGCGCACACGCCCCAAGUCUCACCUCUUCGACGACCUUCCUACUGUACUACUUUAUGGUCCGGUCUACAACACGUUCUGUGAUGACGCAGCGGCUUUCGCGGCCGUACCCAUCUUUAUCACCUUUGCGCGUGGCGUUGCGAUUGGCGCCCUCCAACCCUCUGGCAUUGCGCAAAUUGUCCUCCUCGCAAUCUGCGAGGUGGUCUAUGUUCUCACUCUUGUGGCCUUUCGACCGUUCCCGCAUCCUACAUCGAUGAAUUUGUACCACGCAUGUUUCGCCCUUGUCCGAUUUCUCACCAUCCUCCUAAACGUCGUUUUCGUCCCCUCUCUCGGGGUGUCCCAGGCCGCACGAGGCUGGAUUGGAUACAUCAUUCUGCUACUCCACGCCCUUGUACUUGUCUUUGGGUUUUUCCUGAAUGCGCUACAAACCCUGAUCGAAGUGAUAGCCCGACUCGCUGGCGCCGGCGGCUACGAGGGUGGCGCGACGCGCGGCGGUCUUGUGAAGGUAUUUGGCAUGCGACAGCUCUCGCGACGACUACCCAGACGCGAUGCGGCUGGGACCCGUCAGAGCAUGGCGUCCGAUGCUGCCAUGCUCGCACACACGGAUGAGCGUAUGUCCGCACAGUUCGAUGGUUCAAGACCUCGGAGUCUUUCCGGCAGCUCAGCGAUGCUCUUGAAUAGAGCAGCUGCGAGUGACGGCCGAGCGAGUGCAGUUUUUGAGUCAGGCAGCGCUCAUGGAGGCACGCACAGUCGGGCCAACAGUAGCGGGUUGUACACUCCCACUUCGCUGGGAGGGUUCCAGGGCGCUGGGCACCAGACGACAGGUAGCAACUCACCGAAAAGCGGCCCGCUCUACGCCAUGCAACCCCAUGACCCGUACUACCGACCUCCCAGGCCUCGCAGGAAUAAUGAACGGGGCCCGUCCUUCGAAAAGGACAGGGCUGUCUCGCGCACGGUGUCUCGUUCAGGCAAUUUCGGUGACGGGGAUGAAGACCUGAUUGAGGGUCCGUCGAUUUCUGGAAGAGGUACCCCCGUGCCUGCAUAUAUUCCGGCACCCAAGGACGAUCUGGACUAUGAAGAUCCGCGACCGUCUCGGAAAGAUUAUGCCGUGCGUGAAGUCGACUUCUAUUACGGAGUGCGAGGCCCCCCUCUCUCUCAAUCUGGAACGCGGAAGUUGAAGACAGGGCCAGCGGACCCCACGGGACCAGUGUCUUCCGCGACAGGCUUUUUCCGAAGUCUUCUCAGGGGAAAGACCAAGGAGAAGGGCAAGGGAUUCGAGGUUGUUCGCAGCGCGAGAGCACCGCCUCCUGGUCUCCUCCCCGAAGGAGAGCAUUACAAUGAACCAUACACGGAUGAGCCUGACGGGCGGGCCUCCACGGACCAUGAACACCAGGCUGAAGACCACGACGCCGACAACGACCGUGAGUCCGACGAGGACACCAGUCCGAGACCCGAGCGACCUUCCAUCAGUUUACCCCAGCUUGAUAUCGGUGGUGCCAUCGAGCUUCCGAGCCGACUGGGGUCUCGUCAUAGCUCGCAAGCGCCUUCUGUAGCAAGGCAGGUCUCCCAGCGACAAGGGUCUGUGGGUUCGGUGAACCAAGACACGGGUGAUUCAUCCCAGCCGCUUCCCGUGGUUGAAGAGGGUGUCUCGACAAAGAGCAAAAGUCUCACCCCGCAGAAUGAGCUUGCCAGGUUUCCGUCCACUCAACUGCACCCCUCCACUGGGACUGGGCGUCUACCGUUUAGUGCUAACAGUUCGCCUUCUCGGGAUCGGAACUUCUCGAUCGCUUCCACGACCGCCUCGACCUCAUCCAGCCGGCGGGCCGGAAACCAGUCGAACCCACGUCCAUCCAGCGUGGGGUAUGUCGCCCAGCAUCGCACUUCGGAUUACAUCCACGAAGCCAGCCCCGAUGAGCCCACUUUUACCGGGAGCGCGGCGGAGUUGGUGGACGAAGCUUCUCAUCGUGGAGGCGCGCAUUAA
Aspergillus clavatus NRRL 1 is the source of this 3477-nucleotide messenger RNA. RefSeq lists its product as uncharacterized. Lineage: Eukaryota; Fungi; Ascomycota; Eurotiomycetes; Eurotiales; Aspergillaceae. The record is from RefSeq and is a predicted model, not a curated record. Gene Ontology annotation, biological process: transmembrane transport. Bases 1 to 3477 code for a protein of 1158 amino acids. The transcript has 2 exons.